AUGAAGAUUCCUUAUAACAAGGUCCAUGUUCGAGGGCAAAUCCUCUUUGCCGCUCGUGGAGGCGCAAUUCAUACCUUCAAUCUCACAGACGGCACCCACAUCUCAUCAUGGAAACACCCUGACGUCGAUAAGGUUGCCGACUCAAUAAAGGCCAUCAACGAGGCCAAGGCUGAAGCUGCCCUAGAAGCAGAGGCAAACACCCCGGCAACUGAAAGUGACGGUCCGCCAGCCAAACGACAGAAGCUGGGUGGUGAGAAUGAGACCGCCGCAGUGACAGCUGAGGCUGAGGCAUCUACACCCACAGCAGCCCAAGACGAUAAGCCACGAUCCGGCCAUUUCGAUGGCAGAGGGAAGAAGGGCAAAGGCAAGGCUGGGAAGGACAUUGACAAUGGCAAAACCCGUUUCGCUCGUGUACCUGACCGGCCCGUGAUCACGCAUCUGACGACUUCACCUGAUGGAAGCCACCUGCUGGCCGUAAGUGGACAUGACAAGGUCGUUUGGGUCUUUACACAUGAUGGAAAUGGUCAAAUCGAGGAACUCAGUCAGAGAACUAUGCCUAAACGACCAAGUGCAGUCGCCAUUGGACCUGAUUCACAAAUCAUCUGCGCAGACAAGUUUGGCGAUGUCUACGCCUUGCCUUUAGUCAUCCCAGCUGAUGGAUCAAAAACCUCCGCGUCACUAUCAGCCCUACCGAUGCCAACCAAAAAGGCAUUCAAGCCCACUGCAAACCCGCUCACGGUUCACUCCAAGGGCAAUCGAAUCGCCCUUCUCAACCAGAUUAAGCAAGCUGAACUUCUCAACGAAUCCAAAGACGCUGCCGCUGCCGAUGGACCGGGCUUCGAACUCAAUCUGCUACUCGGACACGUCUCUAUGCUAACGGCCCUGGUUCUCGGAGAGAAGGAAGGACGCAAGUAUAUCCUCACUGCUGAUAGAGAUGAGCACAUCAGAGUGUCUCGCUACAUCCCCCACGCACAUAUUAUCGAAAAUUUCUGUUUCGGGCACAAGGAGUUCAUCAGUGACAUGGUCAUUCCCCCCAGCAACAAAGACAUCCUUGUCUCUGGCGGCGGUGACGAAUACAUCUUUGUUUGGGACUGGCUCGCCGGAAAGCAGCUCUUUAAGACAAGCGUCUUAUCCCUCGCCCAAGAAAUCGCCCCUGAGACUACAGCUGUUGCCGUCUCAAGCAUCUAUACUCUGACUUACCCCUCUGAAGAUGGGCCGCUCACAUAUAUACUAGCCAUUUGCGAAGACAUCAAAGCCAUCUUCUCAUGGAAGCUGCUCGAAAACAACGAGCUCCACUGCCCCGGCAUCAUCCAACUCCCCGGCAAGCCCCUCUCCCUCGCCAUCUCUCCAAGCAACGAUGACGCCGCCCCCACAAUCAUUGCCGCAAUCGACCCCGACGCGGAGACCAAGGCGCAGAGCCUCCAUGCAUUCCGCCUAACCAUCAACCAUGGCAGACUGGCCGUGGACGUUGAGACCUCUUUCAAGGACAAGGCGGUAGAGGCAAACGAAUCCGACAUAAGCGAAGAGGAGGUUCGAAGUCUGCUGUAUACCGUUGAGAGCUUACGAAAGGUGGUCACAAAUGCGGAGUUUGAAGAAGCUGGCUCAGAAGUGCCACAGGCAAACACUGAUAGCGAUAUGGCGGCAGAUACUGGUGAUACCGAAGAGUGA
Molecule: messenger RNA, 1668 nt
Organism: Trichoderma asperellum CBS 433.97
Lineage: Eukaryota; Fungi; Ascomycota; Sordariomycetes; Hypocreales; Hypocreaceae
Biological process (GO): RNA (guanine-N7)-methylation; tRNA modification
Cellular component (GO): tRNA methyltransferase complex; cytosol; nucleus
Molecular function (GO): protein binding
Source: RefSeq, a predicted model, not a curated record